GAUGAGGCCCUGUAUGCCACCCAAUCAUCAAGACAUUUGAACGAGGCUGCCCAUCACAGCAAACUACCCCUCCGACUGCGAUUUACUGUCCCUCGCGACAUCCCCGCGAUUCCCCGGGCCGAAACCUCGUCUCCGGAGCUGGCCUCGUCGCCGUUUUUCAAAAUGACGCAGUCGCCCAUGAUCUCCUCGCCUCUCAAGGCUACAAACGAAAUCGACUGGGUCACCCCGCUGAAGGACUACAUCAGGGAUACAUACGGCGAUGAUCCAGAGCGCUAUGCUGAGGAGUGCGCCACCCUCAAUCGUCUACGACAAGACGUGAGAGGCGCCGGCAAGGACAGCACCUCGGGCCGCGAUAUGCUCUACAGAUACUAUGGCCAGCUCGAGCUCCUCGACCUGCGCUUUCCUGUCGAUGAGCAACACAUCAAGAUCUCCUUCACUUGGUUCGAUGCCUUUACACACAAAUCGACGGCCCAAUACUCGCUUGCUUUCGAAAAGGCUUCCAUAAUAUUCAACAUCUCCGCCGUCCUAUCAUGCCACGCCGCCCACCAAACGAGAUCCGAGGAGUCAGGUCUCAAAGCCGCGUACCACUCUUUCCAGGCCUCCGCCGGCAUGUUCACUUACAUCAACGAGAACUUCCUCCACGCACCUUCGUCCGAUCUUAGCCGCGAAACCGUCAAGACCCUCAUCUCGAUCAUGUUGGCACAGGCUCAAGAGGUUUUCUUAGAGAAGCAGGUGGCGGAUCAGAAGAAGGUGGCCUUGCUGGCCAAGCUCUCCAGCCAGGCAGCAUACUUGUACGGGCAAGCUGUUGAGGGUGUCCAGGACAACUUCAAUAGAGCCAUAUUCGAGAAGGUCUGGCUUCUCAUGGUUCAGGUGAAAUUCAACCUCCUGAGCUCCAUGUCGCAGUACUACCAAGCCCUCGCCGACGACGAAGCUGGUCAACAUGGAACUGCUGUCGCUAGACUCCAAGCUGCAGAGACUCAUGGCAAGGAGGCAAACCGCAUCGCCACCAAUUUCCCCAACUCAGUACCCCCGAGCUCGAACCUCGGCGCCGAGACCGGUGGGCUUUUAGUCGACUUUAGCAAACGGCAUCUGUCGACUGUCCAGGACAAGCUCAAGGAAUUCAGCAAGGAUAACGAUUUCAUCUACCACCAAACCGUACCCGCAGAGGCUAGCCUUCCACCCGUCCCGAAGCUUCCUGCGUCGAAACCAAUCCCUGUCAGCGAGCUCUACGCCGGCCAAGAUAUUCAGCGCAUUACGGGGCCGGAUCUUUUCUCCAAGAUUGUGCCCCUGGCUGUGACGGAAUCGGCCAGUCUCUACGACGAGGAGAAGGCCAAGUUGAUUAGAGCCGAGACGGAACGAGUAGACACGGCGAACAGUGAAAUGGCAGCAAGUCUGGAUUACCUGAGGCUCCCUGGUGCUCUGCAGGUUCUCAAAGGUGGUUUCGAUCAAGAAAUUAUGCCGGAUGAAGAGUUCAGGACCUGGUGCGAAGACGUUGCGGGGCAUGAAGAUCCCGCCGCCAUUUUCGAUAUCUUGAGAUCCGACAAGGAUAUCAUUGUGAACACUCUGGAUAAGAACACGAAACAGCUGGAUAUGGAAGAAAGUGUGUGCGAGAAGAUGCGUUCCAAAUACGAGAACGAAUGGACCCAACAACCAAGUUCGAGAUUAACGUCGACCCUGCGAAGCGAUAUCAGGAACUACCGAGAAGCGUUGGAAGAGGCAGCGAGAAGCGACAACCAAUUGGCAGCAAAAUUAAGGCAGAAUGAAGGCGAAUUCGAGGAGAUGAGGGCGGCAGCCACCCACGGAAGUAUCGAAUCCCUGUUUCAACAUGCCGUCAGCAAGGUGCGCGGGAAAUCGAGCAAUGUUACGAGUCCCUUGGGCAACGAGCCAAACCUGCUAGAUGUCGACUUUGACGAAGGAGGCCCGAGUGUCGUUGAUCAAAUCCACAGAGUGGAGGAGAUCAUGAAGAAGCUGAACCUAAUCAAGAGGGAACGCAACCAAGUGUUGAAAGACCUCAAGGAAAAGGUUCACAACGACGAUAUCUCUGAAAUUUUGAUUCUGAACAAGAAGUCGAUAACCAACUACGAGAACCAGCUUUUCCAGUCAGAGUUGGAAAAGUUCCGCCCGUAUCAGAACAGGUUGCUGCAGGCUAAUCACAAGCAGUCAGCCCUCAUGAAGGACUUAACGACCAGCUUCAACACGCUGCUGCAGGACAAGCGAGUCCGAUCGGAGCAGAGCAAGUACGAGACAGUGCAACGCCAAAGAACAUCUGUCAUGAACAAAUACAAACGGGCAUAUCAGGAGUUCCUCGACCUGGAGGCUGGUCUUCAAGGUGCCAAGACGUGGUAUGCUGAGAUGAAGGAAACCGUUCAAAGCCUCGAGAAGAACGUCGAUACGUUUGUCAACAACAGGCGGUCGGAGGGAGCUCAGCUUCUCAAUAGCAUUGAGCAGGAGCGGUCAACCCGCAAAGACGCACAUGCUGAGCUGGAGCGGGAGCGUCUGAGGGGCUUGAUGGAGCGCAUGUCCAUGGAACCUCCUGCGCCAUCGCCCAAGCCUGCCUCGAAUCGGCCAACGCCGUCGCCCUUGAAUUUCGCCAACAACUCGACCCCACGAUACCCCCAGACCAACUUUUCGGGUCAGUACCAAGUUCCUCAGUCUCCGCCUCCAAACCAGCAGCAGUACCCGAGCUUCGCCGCCCCUCCUACCUCGCAGUCUUACACGCCUCAGCCGGGGAACACAUACGGCCAGCCUGCAUACAAUCCGAGUCAGUACGGCCGCACGCCCGGCCCUACAUCACCACCUCCCCACCAGUCUACGUUCGGUCCAACUGUCCUGCGAGGCCCAGCUUCGCCCCCGCCAACGCAGACCUCAUUCAAUCAGAACCAGCAGUACGGCAGUUUCCCUAACCCACAGCAACAACAGCAGCAAAUGCCUGCUGGGUUCGUCCCGCCGCCUCCGCCUCCUGGUCCUCCGCCACUGGGCCCUCAGCAGACUUUCUACGGUCAACAGGAUUAUCAACAACAGCAGCAACAGCAACAAGGCUAUCCACAGCAAAACCCCCAGAGCGCUUACCCAUCAAGUGCGCACCCCCGGUCAGCUCAGCCUCAACAAGGGGGCGAUCCUUGGGCGGGUUUGAACAACUGGAAAUAAGAGUGGCUGGACUGGUUAGACUAUGAUGGAUCGAAAGCUGAGCACGUAGACAGCACUUCAAGGGGUGGUAGCUUUCGAACGAA
Colletotrichum godetiae is the source of this 3230-nucleotide messenger RNA. RefSeq names its product BRO1-like domain-containing protein. Gene Ontology annotation, cellular component: endosome. The transcript has 4 exons. NCBI's taxonomy places the organism in Eukaryota, Fungi, Ascomycota, Sordariomycetes, Glomerellales, Glomerellaceae. The coding region runs from base 163 to 3147 and encodes 994 amino acids. The record is from RefSeq and is a predicted model, not a curated record. Gene Ontology annotation, biological process: protein transport to vacuole involved in ubiquitin-dependent protein catabolic process via the multivesicular body sorting pathway. Gene Ontology annotation, molecular function: protein binding.